AUGGGCAUGCUCCGCAACUUCGUCAAGGUCAUGAGCCUCCGGGUUCACGCCGCGCUGGCGCCCCUGAGCACGCCGUUGCGCACCGCUCGAGGAGGUGGCAGCGGCGGCAGCGGCGGCAUAUUCCCUGAAGUCAACGGCGAAGUCGCCAGUUUGGAUUUCCCGUACCUCCAGGACAUAUAUACGUUUGCAGCGUACUCGCAUGCAGCGUACUGCCCGCACAACUGGGAUGGGCUGCUCGGCAACCCCGUGUGCCAGGCGGCGAGCGCCAUCACCACCGCGUCGCAACUGCACGAGGGUCGCCACCAUGACGACAGCAGCAGCAACAGCAGCAACGACAGUAACAGCACCACCGCGAGCGCAAACCAUCCAGGAACAGGGGCACGUGCCAGCCCCGAAGCGCGCCUCCUGCGCACCGGAUGCGCCAUCUACGGCUCCUCGCAGACCAUCGCCGAGCUCACCGAGGAGCACGACAUCGCGGGCAACGUCGUCGUCAACCACGCGCAGCGGCUCCUCGUCGUGACCUUUCGCGGCACGUCGCGCGCGUGGGAGUGGAUGCGCGACCUGCAAGCCGCGCAGGACAACGCCCCCGAGCUCCGCUGCGGCGGCGAUUGUCGCGUGCACAGUGGCUUCCGCGCCGCCUUCCUCAACGUCCGCGGGCCGCUCAACGAGACGCUCGAGGCGUGCCUGCGCGAGCACCCGGCGUACCGCGUCGUCGUCACGGGGCACUCGUACGGCGGGGCGGUGGCGACGCUCGUGGGCGCGUACCUGCGCUUCGUGGCAGGUGUGGAGGCUGAUAUCUUUACGUAUGGCGCGCCGAGGGUGGGUAAUGUGGUGUUUGCGGAGAGGGUGAGUAGUGGGAUGACCAGCGGGGCGCGGGAGGGGCCGUCGUCGACGAGGAGUAGGAUGAGGAAGAUGAAGGGGCGCCAGGACAGCAUGGAUCAGGAGAACGAGAAAGCAAAAGGGUGCGGGCCCAUCACGGCGCGCGUCACCAACAGACAGGACAUUGUGACGGCGCAGCCGCCCAUGUACAUGUGGCUGCCGUUCGGGCCGGUCGAAUACGCACACACGACGCCCGAGUACUGGUUCGAGCGCGGCUUCGGGGAGCUUUCGUCGUCGUCGUCGUCGGCGGCGACAGUUGGUGACGAUGGGCCUGAAGAGCGGCGGCAGCAGAAGCAGAAGCAGCAGCGGCGGCGACUACCACUUGACGGGCUGCGCGUGUGUCGGGGCGUGCAGCACGUCGGGUGCUCCGCGCAGUUCUCCUUCCUCAACCUGCUGACGCUGGCGCAGCGCAUCGCCGACCACGGCGGCUACCACGUGUUGUCGGCGCCGUGCCCGGCAGACAAGGGCCGGAGGGACCGCCUCAUCGAGGACGUGCUGCCGACGGUCAAGGAGGUCAUGAGGUGGCAGUGGGGGAACAAGUUGAACAAGUUGAACAAGUGGAACAGGGGCAAGGGGAACGGGGGGCGGGCGCGUGGUGGUCGCCGGAGGAGUUGA
Molecule: messenger RNA, 1494 nt
Organism: Purpureocillium takamizusanense
Lineage: Eukaryota; Fungi; Ascomycota; Sordariomycetes; Hypocreales; Ophiocordycipitaceae
Exons: 2
Coding region: 1-1494 (497 amino acids)
Biological process (GO): lipid metabolic process
Source: RefSeq, a predicted model, not a curated record